AAUUGGCCGCUCAGAAUCAAAAUUUGUAAAUUAGUAAUAAUUGUAGCUUAGAAAUAGUAACAUAAUGUCGUUAAAGAAAGUAAUGAAGGGGCUGCCUUCUGACCUCUUGGUUGCGGAGGGCUUAAUGUAUCAAGAUUGGGACGCGCUGACUACAUGUCAAAGGGAGUGCAUCACCAGGCUUGGGAUGACCAUCCAGUUGGAACAGGAGGCCUACCUUACUGAGCAUCCAGAGGUUAGAGCUAUGCUGGAAAACUUUUUCACGGGAAUCGUCCUGCAACCAAAAAGGAAGGACUUGCUCGGUGAGGCGGCAAGAUUUUUCACACGGCCAGCCGAGGUUCUCGACGCUGAGAUCAAAGAGCGAAUUGGUGUGCAAUCCAGUCCAUACGUGCAGGACCAAAAACCUCCUUUUCGGUACAAAGACCUUGAUUUGGAGUAUGACCUGAAGAACAUCGUGAUGCGGAACUACCCUCCAGAACAGUGGAAGAUCCCUACGCCUGUCGUCAGCACUCCUAACACGGUGUCUUCGGACUUCUUGUCCAUUAUCACGUCCGAUACAACUUUACCAACCCCAGAACCAGUUCGUACUCCUGAAGCAACUCUCUCGGAGACCCUGUUCGCCGUUGUCUCAAACACCGUGGACAAGGCGAUCUUCACCCACAUUGAUGAUGCUGCGUUGAGAUACGAUACUGCAUAUGUGGAACUCAUGAAAGCUGUAGAACAAGCCAUGGAGAUCCCAGUGAUAGAAAUACGAGAGGACAUAGCUGAGCUGUUCUACAACGCCUACAAACUAUUCGAACUUGAUAUCAUGGAGAAAGAAAGAAUUGCGGCUGAAAUUGCAUGGGAGAAAAGGAUGAGGAAGAAGUUGAAGAGAACACUGAGAAGAUUGAACAAUUUUAAAGGUUACGAGACUCCGCCUUCGCCAAAGAGCGAGAUUUCGUCCCAUGAGAGCUACAAGAAGCCCCCGCCAAGGCCGUGCGUGUGCCAUCCCCAGUUCUAUUACAACCGAUAUGCAAAGGACCGUUUCGGAAUCUAUCUGCCAAGAGAGACCGGCUUCACCGACAACAACGUGACCGUUACUCCAGCCAUCUCUUUGGAGAGCCUCAACGAAGACGAAGGAGAAGCAGUCGACACAAAGUCCAUCAUCAGCAGGAAGUCUGUUGUAUCCGCGAAGAGUACAGUCAGCAAGAAAACCACCUUCAAAACUUAAGU
Ostrinia furnacalis (Asian corn borer) is the source of this 1209-nucleotide messenger RNA. RefSeq lists its product as uncharacterized. NCBI's taxonomy places the organism in Eukaryota, Metazoa, Arthropoda, Insecta, Lepidoptera, Crambidae. The transcript is spliced from 7 exons. The record is from RefSeq and is a predicted model, not a curated record. The coding region runs from base 65 to 1207 and encodes 380 amino acids.